UAGUCGAUAUAUCUCAUCGCAAUUAAAUAGAUGUACUUCAGUAUAUAAAUAAAAUAGAAUAAAAUAAGUAAAUGCGCUGGAAUAUGCAUUCGCGCUAGCCGAAAACAACUGGAAAAUGUGCGCGGGGCACCCAAGUCGAAUGUAGACCGUUAUCCGUGCUGGCCAGGGUGACGAGGGACCACAAAACUGAUAAAUCCGAGGCCGACGCCCACUGAACGCAGUUUCCUGUACAGGAGUGUAGUGCUUUGGAUAAACGCAAUUUGGAUAGCAUAUAGAUAUAGGCCGCCAGGCGAACCCCCGAAACGUAAGCGCAAUGUCACAAGUAAUACCCAACACGCCCACACCCCAAAUGCUGACGACAUCAACGCCCAUAGAACCCAUGAAACCACCACCAGCGUUUCCCACGCUAGGCGGUGCAAACAUUCACGAGCAGGCGUCCGAUAUGAUUAUGAGGGCCUCCACGAUUUUCGGGGACAUGAAGCACGACGACGGGAAUCUGGAGAACGUGCCCCACCACCACGGCGUUGGAGUUGAGACUGAGCCGGACGAGGAUUCUCCGUACGGCGACAACGGCAGCAGCUCCAAGAUCCGGAUAAUGCCCAGUGUCAAGCUAAUGGCCACGCCGCACGCCUCCGAUCCCAAGCGCAAGUUCGUCUGCCCGUACGACAAUUGUACAAAGAGCUACGGCAAGAGCUCCCACCUGCGGUCCCACCUCACCUGGCACACGGGCAUCAAGCCGUUCGUCUGCAGCGAGCCCAAGUGCGGCAAGGGAUUCACGCGCUCCGACGAGCUCAAUCGGCACCUGCGGACGCACACCGGCGAGAAGCCCUUCGAGUGCAUCCAGUGCAGCAAGAAGUUCUCGCGCAGCGACCACCUCACCAAGCACCUGGCCACCCACGACCGCCAGCUGAAGGGCAGCACGCCGAAGAGAUCGGUGCCGAGCGGCGGCGGCGGUGGGCGGCUCAAGCCCUCGAAGAAGCACUCCCCAACGGAGUCGGACUCGGGCUUCCACUUCAUUGCCGCGAUGGUUGGAUGUGGGGAGCCCAGUAUGGAGCACCACCACCAGCAGCAGCAGAAUCUACACCAGCAGCCCGCGGAGAUCGAUGACUGUCAUCACAAGCCGCUGAAGAUCAAGCUGGAGAGGCCGGAGCACAGCGACAAGUACCAGAUUGUGUCGCCGGAGCACCAGCAUGCGCAUCCGCAUGCGAAUCCGGGCCAGAACCAGAGCCAGCUGCCAUCUUUCCUAAACCAGGCCAAGCCCGAGGUGAAAUAUGAGCCGGCCGACGAAAUUGUAAAUACCCUCUCUCAGUUACCACCUGCCGACGGGCCCGGCACCUACGGAAUGCCGCAGUUCGUCCAGGAUCGGCCCUUCCGCUGCCGGCAGUGCGAGAAGCGGUUCAAGCGGCAGGACGACCUCAACCGGCACAUACGAACGCACACCGGCGAGAAGCCCUACGCCUGCCCGCAGUGCUGUCGCCGCUUCGUGAGGAGCGACCACUUGAAAAAGCACCAGCAGACGCAUUUGAAGAUACGAUAGUUUCUUAGUUAUACUCCUUAAGUCGCUAGCCAUUGGCAUCCGCAUCAGCAUCAGCACCCAAUAUAUAUUGGGCUAACAAACACGGCGUGUGUCGUCGGGUGACGCGCACAGUACAAUAAAAUUAAAUAAAUUCGCAAUCUAACAUUAUUCCUAUGCAAGAUCUACGCUGGCUCUUAAAUCUCAAUCUGUAUGUAUGUAAAUAAGUCGUAUGCAAUUUUAAUUUUAACUCUAAUUGUUUUGUGUUUGCCAGAACAUGAAGAUAUAUUUUUAAA
Molecule: messenger RNA, 1809 nt
Organism: Drosophila takahashii
Lineage: Eukaryota; Metazoa; Arthropoda; Insecta; Diptera; Drosophilidae
Product: zinc finger protein 436
Biological process (GO): regulation of transcription by RNA polymerase II
Molecular function (GO): DNA-binding transcription factor activity, RNA polymerase II-specific; RNA polymerase II cis-regulatory region sequence-specific DNA binding
Source: RefSeq, a predicted model, not a curated record